AUGGAACGGGAUUCGUCUGAUAGUAAAAAAAAUACCAUCGAAGAACCACCCCCGCCUUAUACACCGACAGCUUCCGCUACUUCCUCGACAAACCCUGUCCCGCGAGAAACCGACCAUUUAAAGGCUUCGGCACCUAAAACGUCAUACUCCAAUCCAUAUCCUGCAAUACCCAAUCCAACUUAUGGCACUUCACCAGACACUGUAAUUCUAACGCCUGCUGUGCCGCUAACCGACAUUAAGGAUCAGCCAGUAGUGACUACUUGUCCACAUUGUCGAAAGGUAGUGCUAAGUCAUACACGUUAUAGAAACGGCUCUGCAAACUGGCUUGCAAGCUUGGCCUUGAUGUGUUUCGGUCUGAAUGGCGGAUGUUGUCUGAUACCGUUCUGCUUGAACGAUCUCAAGAAUGUAAUUCACGAGUGUCCUAAUUGUGGACGUAUUAUGGCAGAAUACGCCAGGUUAAAUGGAGACGUUAAUAUAUAUAGAGGACGUUAG
Molecule: messenger RNA, 492 nt
Organism: Paraglomus occultum
Lineage: Eukaryota; Fungi; Glomeromycota; Glomeromycetes; Paraglomerales; Paraglomeraceae
Source: the annotation of a GenBank genome assembly